Molecule: messenger RNA, 1788 nt
Organism: Salmo salar (Atlantic salmon)
Lineage: Eukaryota; Metazoa; Chordata; Actinopteri; Salmoniformes; Salmonidae
Source: RefSeq, a predicted model, not a curated record
AUGGAGAGCAAAACCCCACUGCCCUCGCCUACCCCGGUCUCCCCACUGCCCUCGCCUACCCCGGUCUCCCCACUGCCCUCUCCUACCCCAGUCUCCCCUCGCCAACCCGGGUCUCCCCUCAAUUACCCCGGCGUCCCCUCACCUACCCCGGUCUCCCCUCACCUACCCCGGUCUCCCCUCACCUACCCCGGUCUCCCCACUGCCCCCGCCUACCCCGGUCUCCCCACUGCCCUCCUCUACCCCGGUCUCCCCUCACCUACCCGGUCUCCCCACUGCCCUCUCCUACCCCGGUCCCCCCACUGCCCUCUCCUACCCUGGUCUCCCCUCACCUACACCGGUCUCCCCACUGCCCUCGACUACCCCGGUCUCCCCACUGCCCUCGCCUACCCCGGUCCCCCCACUGCCCUCUCCUACCCCGGUCUCCCCACUGCCCUCUCCUACCCUGGUCUCCCCUCGCCUACCCCGGUCUCCCCUCGCCUACCCCGGUCUCCCCUCACCUACCCCGGUCUCCCCUCACCUACCCCGGUCUCCCCUACCUACCCCGGUCUCCCCUCGCCUACCCCGGUCUCCCCUCACCUACCCCGGUCUCCCCUCACCUACCCCGGUCUCCCCACUGCCCUGGCCUACCCCGGUCCCCCACUGCCCUCCUCUACCCCGGUCUCCCCGCACCUACCCCGGUCUCCCCACUGCCCUUUCCUACCCCGGUCCCCCCACUGCCCUCUCCUACCCUGGUCUCCCCUCACCUACCCCGGUCUCCCCACUGCCCUCGACUACCCCGGUCUCCCCACUGCCCUCGACUACCCCGGUCUCCCCACUGCCCUCGCCUACCCCGGCAUCCCCACGCCUACCCCGGUCUCCCCACGCCUACCCCGGUCCCCCCACUGCCCUCUCCUAACCUGGUCUCCCCACGCCUACCCCGGUCCCCCCACUGCCCUCGCCUACCCCUGUCCCCCCACUGCCCUCGCCUACCCUGUUCUCCCCACGCCUACCCCGGUCCCCCCACUGCCCUCUCCUACCCCGGUCUCCCCACGCCUACCCCGGGCCCCCCACUGCCCUCUCCUACCCCGGUCUCCCCACGCCUACCCCGGUCCCCCCACUGCCCUCUCCUACCCUGGUCUCCCCACGCCUACCCCGGUCCCCCCACUGCCCUCUCCUACCCUGGUCUCCCCACGCCUACCCCGGUCCCCCCACUGCCCUCACCUACCCUGGUCUCCCCACCCCUACCCCGGUCCCCCCACUGCCCUCUCCUACCCUGGUCUCCCCACACCUACCCCGGUCCCCCCACUGCCCUCUCCUACCCUGGUCUCCCCACGCCUACCCCGGUACCCCCACUGCCCUCUCCUACCCUGGUCUCCCCACGCCUACCCCGGUACCCCCACUGCCCUCUCCUACCCUGGUCUCCCCACGCCUACCCCGGUCCCCCCACUGCCCUCGCCUACCCCUGUCCCCCCACUGCCCUCGCCUACCCCGGUCCCCCCACUGCCCUCGCCUACCCCGGUCCCCCCACUGCCCUCGCCUACCCCGGUUCCCCCACUGCCCUCGCCUACCCCGGUCCCCCCACUGCCCUCGCCUACCCCGGUCCCCCCACUGCCCUCGCCUACCCCGGUUCCCCCACUGCCCUCGCCUACCCCGGUCCCCCCACUGCCCUCGCCUAUCUUGGUCCCCCCCCUCCCUCCUCCACCACCACACUCCAGCCUUAUCAAUGAGAGCCCAGAGGGAAAUCUGGCAGUGACCAGCUCCAGCAGCGAGGCGAGGAAGCUUCUCCUCUCUUCCAUUCCACUAGCGUGA